AUGCAGCGAAAGAAAAGUGUCGGGGGGGAGAAGCGCUUAAACCGAUUCGAGUGGAAGCAAAUUACAAAAACUACACUAAGUGCAGUAAAGGCAAGCAUUCGUAUGUUAGAUGGCGAUGUAACAGAUGUUGUUGAAGCGAAGUCGCUGGGCAUCAGACCCGAUUACAUUGACAUUUACAGCGCAAGCUGGGGGCCAGAUGAUGAUGGGAAGACAGUUGAUGGACCUGGUCUAUUGGCCAAGCAGGCUUUUGAGCAUGGCAUUAAAAAGGGCCGCAGGGGCCUGGGGUCCAUUUUCGUCUGGGCGUCGGGAAACGGAGGCAGAGAAGGCGAUUACUGCUCUUGCGAUGGCUACACCAACAGCAUCUACACCAUCUCCGUCAGCAGCACCACCGAGAACGGGUACAAGCCCUGGUACCUGGAGGAAUGCGCCUCCACCCUCGCCACCACCUACAGCAGUGGGGCCUUCUAUGAGCGAAAAAUAGUCACCGCGGACCUGAGGCACCGCUGCACAGAUGGCCACACCGGCACCUCCGUCUCUGCCCCCAUGGUCGCCGGCAUCAUCGCCUUGGCUUUGGAAGCAAACCCCUUGCUAACCUGGAGGGAUGUCCAGCACCUACUGGUUAAGACCUCGAGGCCAGUGCACCUGCGAGCAGCCGACUGGAAGACGAACGGCGCGGGGCACAAAGUUAGCCAUCUAUAUGGAUUUGGUCUGGUGGAUGCAGAAGCUAUUGUGAUGGAAGCUAAGAAGUGGAAAUCAGUCCCCCCGCAGCAUGUCUGCGUUGGUAGCCUGGACAGGGUGCCCAAGUAUAUCCGUGCGGAUCACGUGGUGCGCGCCACCACUCUCGCCAGCGCCUGCGCUGACCACUACGACCAGCACGUGGUUUACCUGGAGCACGUCGUCGUGCGCGUCACCAUCUCGCACCCUCGCCGGGGCGACUUGCAGAUCAGCCUCAUCUCCCCCGCGGGAACCAGGUCGCAGCUCCUUGCGAGGAGGGUGUUUGACCACUCUAAUGAAGGGUUCAAGGGCUGGGAGUUCAUGACCGUCCACUGCUGGGGGGAGAAGGCAGCGGGGGAAUGGACCCUGGAGAUCCACGACACGCCGUCUCAAGUGCGCAACCCCGCGGCACAAGGGAAGCUGAAGGAAUGGAGCCUCCUUUUCUACGGGACAGCCGAGCACCCCUACAACACGCUCAGCUCCCACCACUCCCGCUCGAGGAUGCUCGAGAUCUCGGCCUCGGAGAUGGAGCCAUCGAAGGUCGCCCUCCUCCAGAGCCAGAUGGAGAUUGUGGAGGAGGAGGAGGAGUACACAGGUCCGUGCCAUCCCGAGUGCGGCGACCAGGGAUGCGACGGUCCCAACGCGGACCAGUGCUUGAACUGCAUCCACUACAGCCUUGGGAGCAUGAAAACCGGCAGGAUGUGCGUGAGCUCGUGCCCGUCGGGGUUUUUUGGUGACAAAGGUGCAAGAAGGUGCCGGAGGUGCUAUAAGGGAUGUGAGAGCUGCCUCGGGAGGGGCCCGAACCAGUGCACAGCUUGCAAGCGGAGCCUCUACCAUCACCAGGAAAUGAACACGUGCGUGGUGCUGUGCCCGCCUGGAUUUUACUCUGAGGAACGUCAGAAACGCUGUCUUAAAUGUCAUCAAAGCUGUAAAAAAUGUGUCGGCGAACCAGAUAAAUGUACUGCAUGCAAAGAUGGAUUCAGCGCCUACGAGCAGUCGACAGCCUCGCGCAGGCUGCGGGACGGCCAGGGCUGGGGCCGACGAAGGAAGCUCUUUUCCCAGCACAGGCGCAUGUGGAAAGUAAAACGCGAUAGUGUUUGGCUUUGCUCGAAAGCCGUAAAGCUGGGCGAGGUGGACUGCGCGGCCUGCGCCCCAGAGGCCCCCGUGCCGGAGUGGAGCUGCGUGCCCGCCUGCCCCGAGGGCUUCUACCCCGGCGAGAGCCCCGGGCUGCCCCACCAAGUCUGCAAGAGGUGCGAUGACCACUGCUUAGCCUGCGAAGGGUCCAGCGGGAACUGUGUCAAGUGUAAGGAAGGCUUCAGCCUCCUCAGCGGCUCCUGUGUGACAAAUGAGACCUGCACCAACGCUGACAAGACUUUCUGUGAGAUGGUGAAAUCAAACAAGCUCUGUGAAAAGAAGCUGUUUGUGCAGUUCUGCUGUCAGACGUGCCUUAUGGCUGGGUAAAGUUCAGCGGCUGCAUCCAGGACUUCCACCAACUGCCAGCCCAGUUUUGCCAAAUGUUUAGGACAAAAGUUUAUUUUUUCAGCUUUGGGAGAGUUUACAUGGUGCUGUCAAGCAUUCGCUUGUAAGUUUGAUAGCUUUAAUAUCACUGUCGGUGUGUUUCUAUAGCGAUAUGUUAAGCUGAAAGUGGCUCAUACCCUGAAAGAUUAAGUCCUAAAAGGCACCAAACAAGCGGUGAUAUUAACACUCUCAAACGCCCCUUGUGAGUGGGGACCAAUGCAUGAUCCAUGUACCCGAGCUCGGUUCUUCGCAGAAACCCUACUGAUUUGCCCGUUCAGAGUGGCUGGCAGGCGCCCACGCUGCAAAGGAUGCAAGACUUCACACGUCUGCGAAGGAAGAGCCUUUUCUGGUUCGACUCUCAGUAGCCUUUUCUGCUAGGUGACAACUGAUACAAAUCCGCAUUACCAAAAGCCAGCGCGCCGUGUUCUGUACAUACGUAAAACGAUGAAUUGGGUAGUCUGCCCGAGCGGUGCUCUGAAGGCAGCUCUGGCACCCCUUUUCAGAUUCAGUCGUUAGCUGUUUCUCUCUGGCCACGAGCAUGGCGAUAGCUGGAGAUUUGAGGACCGAAGCAAGAGCUGAUCUAAAUGACUUUGCAGGCCUGUUAGCCCAGCGAGUCCAUCGGGGCUUUGCUCAGCGUGCUAUUGCACACAGGCGAAACCCCUGUGCCUACACAGAGUCCUGUGGACUCGGGGGGGUUCGUCCACAUGGAUCAGCCUGUGGGAUCCCAGCCUUAUCACUAAAUGUAUUUCCCUUCUGAAACUGCUAGUAAGCUGUUGAUAGAUUAAGUUCUGAAAUGAGCUAGAUCCUUCCUCUUUGAGCUAAGUGAGAUGGUUUCUUAAUUAAUAUCUUCCAGUAUUUUGUAUUAUGAUCCUUCCCGUAUUUUUGGUGGGAAUACUCGUCUCCCUCAAAAAAUCCUCGUAUUCAUGGCAGUGAUUUUUCUUGAGCAUCUGUUUCCGAAAGGAGAUAUUCCAGGGAUCCAGCCAGGAAACUCUAAAUUCUACAAAACCCUCUCACAAAACAAACCUUUUCAUGCUCUCUCUUAAUAGUACAUCAUGUGGUGUUUAUAUAAUUGUGUUUAAAAUAUCCUUGGCUAUGUUGUUUUACAGAUUUUUUAAAAAAUAACUUAUACAAUCCUUGUUUUUCUCUGUAGAUUAUUUUUUGUAUGGGGAGUGGGGAAUCUUUUGUCUUACGUCCUUCUGCUCUUUCCAGCCUCUCUCCAACCUUGCAGAGAUGCUCUUUUCACUAGACAUAUGUAAACAAUUAUUUCCUCUGCUGCAUGACCUGAUUUUCAUUGUUAAUAGUUUUAACAAAUUAAACCUUUUGCCAGUGAAAUUCACAGUACAAACUAUCACCAGUUCCUUAUGGAGCUGGGAUAAUCCCUGCUUGGUUUUGGUUGCAACGAUACGCACCCUGCCUGGGCUUGCCCACUAGAGCUUAUCUCGGCCAGGUGAAGAGGGGAGAGCCAAACUGUCAUCGGUCCUAACCCGAGUGGACCAGAACCAAGUAAAGAUGGAGCUUUGGUGAACCGACCUUUAAGUUAAUAAACUAUUGAUCUCCCCUGACAAAGGAAUCUGUGCUUUUUCCAAAUUCAGCGCAGCCACCACCCUGACCAGAGGCAGGUGAAGGCUGUGACACACCACGUGUCUUUAUUUUACUGGACAAGGAAGCUGUCCUGCUCAGAGCUCCUGAUCGGCCCCAGAGCAUCUGUGGGCAAGAUUGCUUAUGAACUGCAUCUGCAAAAACUUAGACACGUUUAUUGUCAUAAAGGUCUUUUACCCUCAGAAGAAAUGCACCUCCUGAAUGUCCCCCGUAGUCACAGAUCUCCAGAGCCCUCAAGUAGUAUUGACGCUGUCGUUGCUUCAUUAUUA
Messenger RNA from Struthio camelus australis, 4100 nucleotides. NCBI's taxonomy places the organism in Eukaryota, Metazoa, Chordata, Aves, Struthioniformes, Struthionidae. The record is from RefSeq and is a predicted model, not a curated record.